Messenger RNA from Aspergillus welwitschiae, 4357 nucleotides. RefSeq lists its product as uncharacterized. Bases 1632 to 2147 code for a protein of 171 amino acids. The transcript has a single exon. The record is from RefSeq and is a predicted model, not a curated record. NCBI's taxonomy places the organism in Eukaryota, Fungi, Ascomycota, Eurotiomycetes, Eurotiales, Aspergillaceae.
AAUGCCGGUGGAUGCUGUUGCCUCCAUCCACGGGUGAGUUGGAGUUUCAGUGACCCAAGAACCAGUCACAAUGCGCGAGGAACGUCCCUGCGCAUCCACGCUGAUUUGCCCGCCGGGAUUCUGCCGGAAUUUUUAGCUUCCCGCCGUAGCAGACUGGCGAAUUUCGAGAUGGGAAAAGGCAAAUUCAAAAACAGAUUCACGGCAACAACAACAAUUCAAUUCAAACUCGUGGCAGCAGUAACAAGUCUAAAGUGACAAUGGUAUACAGCAUAUAUAUACAAUCCCCAUUAUGACCUCCAACCUCCUCCAACUCAUUGCCCCUCCUUUUCCCCCUGCUGUCCGCUGGGAAUCAUUGUUUCUCCUACUAUACUAAAGUACUUACUAGCUGGGUCUCUGCAGCUUGGUCCAAUACCCUUGUAUUACCGUGACGGCGGGCGUGGCCAGUGGCGCGGGUCGGGAUGGGUUUUUGGCGUUUCUCGAAGCACUAAAGCUGCAGUAGCGCCGUCCGUUUAGAUUAACCCAUUCAUGCUUCUUCCUCUCAUACUUACUCUCGAGACUGCUUUCUCCUCCCUGAUCAUCCGUCUCGGAACGAUGGUGUGUUUGUUGGUCUACCUGUCUGGCUGUCACGUCUCUUAACUGACACGCAGGACGGGUUGAGAUCUUCACUACUACACAGGAGUAGGCUGUUUGUGCUCCUCCCCCCAAGACCCGAGACAUACGCAUCAUGACUAGUAGACCGUCCACCCAGCAGAGGGAUGCGACUAAAAAGAUGGAUGCAGCAGACCGAUCCGGAUCCUGAUUCGGAGCCAGGAAUUGGCCUGAAUUCCCCCACCAAUCAGCGCCCGCCAAGCGACCGUAAGGGCCGACCGUCGCUGGCUUGUCGCAGUCAUGCCCAGCCUAUAGUAAAACAAUCCGAGCCCUGAAAACUCCGGCAUACUCCUCGUAGUAGGAGAGUCUGCUGCUGUUGCUCCUGCUGCUGAAUCUGAUGUAUACGAAAUGUCCCAGGUAUUCGGGCCAGCGAGCUCCGCGACCCUCCUCGGGAAUUAGGUUUCCUGUGCCACUCAUUUACCCCCCCGUAGCCCUCUUCCCAACCAUCGAUUCAUCUCUGACCCAUCGCAUGCCAGUCUUUGGGCUCUAUGCGAUUUAUUGAUCAAAUCAAGCACCACUCCAAGGACUGACGGGCCGGAAUGGACUGGGAUUAGGAUCAGCCGAUGCUUCGCUUGACCAAAAAGCUUACCCCCUAUCGUCGGCCGAAAUGCCAUAUAAAGCUGUUGUUAUCGCUUGGGAUAGUGGGAUCUGAGCGCACGAUAGUCGCUCCCCUAGUCACUACCUUAACCCUGACCUUGUUGGAAUCAAAUCUAUUAAGCCUGGACUGUGCGCUUGCAUGCAUGAUCCAUCUUGGUCUGUCCCAUCGGCCCGAUGGUUUAAUUGACCGUGUCCACUUGGACGCUCCUGCAGGACAGCAUACCGUACACCCCUCUCUCUGGACCUCCCGACUGAGUAGCUGGCCCGCGACCGCUUCCACAACUUAAGCAACGGGUCAGGGCCUGCUCCGCUCAUCGGACCCGUUCUCCGGACGUAGGAGGAACAAGGACGACAGGCCAGCCACCACGAGCGAGCGCAUCGUCCCGAUGUCCUCGACGCUGACACUAGCGGCGGGGCGGGACCUGUCCACCAUCGGGCUGUCCGCCUGGCCCGGACGACCCCCGAGCCCUCGAGUGAUCCAGUCCUCCCUCCAUCGCGUAGAUGGGGACACUCAUGGGCCACCAUCAGGCACAUGGCCGGCCACCGACCAUGCCUCUUACACGAGGCGGCCCAAUUUAAGGUUGCUGUCCUCUUGCGGACACGGUGGACUUGAGCAGCCGUGUUGGCCAGCCCUCUGGAGGUUCCGGGGGCCAGCCAACGGCCAGCCCGCGGACAAAGCUUCGUCGGAACAGCUCUCCACCCUCAUCUCGCAAAAUGGAGAAUUGGCCGCAGGCAGCAGAAGACAGUCGAGGGGGAAACCCGAAGCAGGUACGAGACUGACCCUCGUAAGUUGGCAACCCUCCUCGUCAGACUGCCUAGUCGUAGUCUACUACGGGAUACUCACCGGAGCUGGCUUUCUUCCACCAUACCCUAUCUUACCCGAUCCGCGUAUGACCCGGUAAUCCGCUGCGGUAUUGACGGUUUGGUCAGAUGCGUUUCAAGCGCGUAACAAGCAUCGACUAAACCACCGCCUAGUAAGCAUAGACAGUAUGCCAGCAGGGCUAGCUACUGCUGCUAGCCUGCUACGAGUAAUCCCUACAGCCUCAUAGCUGCCUUCGUUCCACUCCCAGGUGCAGAGAUAUUAAUCAGGGAGAAAUCCACGAUUCAUCUUGAUGCAUGUGGAUCCACCCAUGGUUGCGGGGGCCCUUUGUCUCUCUGAUUCAACCAGAGGAUGAAGCUCUCCAUCCCCUCCCCCAGUUGUGCCUGUCCGCUCGACAUGCUUCCUCUGAGUUGGGCCAGAUCACUCGUUGGCCAGAACUAUCCGAUCCUGCAGCUGCAGUGCAUGAUGAUGCAGUAGUCGGUUCACAGCCUCGUCCUGGCGCGUCGUAUUAACCGGCUUUAGCCCAGGGCCCUGGUCAACGGUAAGUAUGACGGUAGUGCUCAUCAGGCUCUUCUUCGGUAUUCAUCCCUAUUUACUGCAACACUGGUGCGGGCGCUGCCCCAGCAAAAGCACGGUGCAAGAGGCGUUUCCCAGUACUAUUGAAACCCCUGGCAGUGGCAAGUCAUAAUAAGCAGUUAAUAAUAACACGGCUGAAGAUCCAAGCGUAGGAGAUAUUGCCAAGCCCGGACAAGGUUGUCCAGGGAAACCGUUAGCCAUCAUCGUUGGCCGGAAAAAGUGGGUGUCCUGCCUGCCGGAUGGAUCGUGUAUUGAAAAAAAGGGCAAGCGAGCACAGGACAGUCGCUUGGCCACUGCAUGCCUGCACAGGCAGUAGAUAGUGACCACAGUAAUCUGCCCCUUCUGUACGCGCCAGCAUGAGUCGUUGAUUGCUUCUGUACUGGUUCUCAAGCACGUUUCGGCCCCACGGGAGGAACAACCGCGAGGUCCACCGCACUAGUGCUCCAUAAUCACGGCCUCCCACGCUACCCACGAUGUCCUGGAGAUAACAGUCGCAGAUAAGCAGAUAAGCAUGUAAUGGGCCUUGGUCAUCGCGGCCAAUGGCUGCCCGUCAAUCGGGUCAGUACGAAGCGAUGAGGUACUCUUAGGAUGCAUGCCACGGUUGCCGCACCCAGUCGCCUACCUUCAAAAGGAUGGCCGAGCUGGGGUAAGACCAACGAAAAUAUUUGGCCAACAAAAAGGACAAAGCUGAAGCAAAGUAAAGGUCAGCCAGCAUGUGAAAGGGGAAUAUCAAGCGCAGCCAGUCAUUGGUUUGAGGGGGGUACUUUGGGGCCGUGGCAAAAGCAAUAGAGUUCGACGGGAAUAGACAGGAGCCUUGGGAGGAAGGCAAAGCGGGCGAGUGGCGCCGUGCACGGAUCCGGCUGACUCACCCGCCCGACCUUAACUCCGUUGGUCGGAAAAUGCCCAUCGAUCGACAGUAUCUCCAGCCUGUCUACCUCAUGGUCCACGGACACGUCCAAUAAGGCCCGUUCCAAGCCAUUCCCAUAUUCUGUAAUCAUCGUCAAUAGUGUCAAUAAUUUGCAUCUCUAACAUUCCUGAGUCGACGCCACGCAAACUUUGGAUGGAGCGAGGUAUGACUGCUCCCUUUUGGUCCGGAUGCAGCGACCAACUUCCGGCGGGACGCUCGAACAGGAAACCGGUCUUAUGAAGCACAGAUGUGUGCCUGGGCUAACCAGCCCAAGUAAGUACACCGUCGCUAAGAGUGUCUGGGAUGGCCGUACUUCGUAGUUUCCCUCUGAUGUGCGGCAAAUCGAGCAUCCGGCCCACCUCAGUCAAACCUGUUCUAGGGCACCGCAACAAUAUGAUGAUUAAAUUGUUAGUUUCAAGGGGCGAGCGAGAGAAAAAAUUCGCUGGAUAGCACCAGAUGCAUGGUCUCUUCGCAUCAUGCAAUAUCAAAAUCAGGCAACGUCACCGACCGACUGCUACCUCGUGGUCGAUAGUAGGGACGAUCUGGGACGUCAUCACUAGGCGGAACGUACCCGGAAGACAUCCGGCCCAUAUUCCGUGUUGACUAUUGGGGUAGUCUUCACCCCAUACUCCAGCCUCGGCACUUUCGCAGUUUCGUCUCCUAGUCUGUCCCCAAUCUGUGGAAGGUUCAGUAAGUCCUUCCUUUUUUGUCCAGAAGUGGAUCGAAGCAUCAUGCGCCACUGUCAGGCAGCGUCAAUCGGAAGACAGAUAAUAGUCAUCAGGAAUGCAUCAGAGAUGUCAAUCAUGAGC